CAGCGGAGGCAUACAUUGUGAAGUGCGUCAGAUCAUUUCACUGCUUACUGAACAGAGUACUGUUCAAACCAAACUCAAGGGCAACAACCUAUUUUUCUGGGCAUACCUCACCUUCAUCCAUACCCACUGUGUUAAAUCCCUGCACUUCCUCUUGGCAGUAUCUGCGUCAUGGCCAUCCAGUUCCUGCCAUUCGUGCAUGAUUCCCAGAAGGACCUAUCCGCCGGAAGCACUCUACCCAUCAAUGAUGGCCAAGAGAGAGAUCCCCACCAACCGCCUACAUUUGAUUCAGAGUCUUUGAAAAAUCCAUCCUCUACCAUCCUCUACCUUCCACCUCUGCUCUCCUCGUUACCCCCGGGUAUAGAGGUACCUAACAGUCGACCAGACAGACCACCAUUAGUUACGAAGACCCACUUACCUGACAUUGAUCCAGCAUCUCUGUCUUUGCAUAAAGCGCUUCAUCAUUUUCGUCCGCUAUCCAGCGAGUACGCCCGCCUGCCAUAUGCAGAAUCGUUCAACUGGCUAGAUCUGGACCUUCCACUAGACGAAGAACGCGAGUGGUAUGCUGUAGUGUUCCGAAGCAAGCGAAAGGCAGGGAGUGACAGCGAUGCUCUAUACGAAGCUGAUAGGAAGGCCCACGAAGAAGCUAUCUCGAAUGGUGGUCUCAUCAUGUACUGGUAUGGCAUGCCAGAUUCAGAAACUGGAUUAAACCUUGCUACAUGUAUUUGGCAAUCGCGAAGGCAUGCUCUUGCUGCAAAUUCACGACCGCACCACAUCCGAGCGAUGAAGCUCACCAGUGUCUCGUACGAAAUAUACGGUCUUGAGCGAUACCGUUUGUCAAAAGUCAAAGGGAAACAAGGUAUACGAGUGGAGGAGUUUAGUAUCGGUGCCGAGGUCGGAUGGUAGUAGCGCUGCCAUUUGUAGUCUUCCAUUCUACUUUCUCUCGCUGCGCAUUAGGGGCAGGACUGAUAACAGAAGUAUCACCAUCGCAAUAGGCAAAUAGAGAACAAUCCGGAUUUCCCACAUUCUACAUUCACCACUUUAUGACCUUUGUUCCAAGUUGCCCCAGGAAUGGGGAAAUGGGGCCUCGAAGACGGGUCAUACCCACGAGGCGUGGUGGUUUGAGGUGCUCGCCUUCUCCCCGGGGGGGUGAACACCUGGAUCUGGCAUCGUUCGUCGUUGCUUGGUAAAAUGUCUUGACGGGCGGGCAGUCAUGAAUUCACAAGGUUCCGCCAGCACCACCGGGCGUUCGUCAGGCAAAGCUCUCUCCGAGCUAG
Molecule: messenger RNA, 1274 nt
Organism: Pisolithus orientalis
Lineage: Eukaryota; Fungi; Basidiomycota; Agaricomycetes; Boletales; Pisolithaceae
Exons: 3
Coding region: 169-903 (244 amino acids)
Source: RefSeq, a predicted model, not a curated record